AUGAAUUCUAAGGUAAGAAAUGAUAAAAUUGUUCACGUUAAAAAACAACUUUUAAAUGAAACUCAGCUUUUGAUAAUUGGUGCCGUGGCUGCAAUUGCACUUGCUCUUGGACUUGGUAUCAUCAUUGGCCAUUUCGCAGUAACUAAGACAACAAGUGAUACGUCUUGGAAGUAUAAUCAUCUCACAAAACCAGCUGAUCAACAAAAUUAUCAAAUAUUUAUUGAUUCUAUUCAAGCAGCUAAUAUUGAAGCAAAUCUUAAAGAUCUUACUUCACGUCCUCAUAUGGCUGGUCUACCUGAAGAUUUAGAAAGUGCUCAAGUCAUUGAACAACGAUGGAUAAAUGAUGGUUUACAAGUGACUAAACCAAAAUAUAAUGUUCUUCUUUCUUAUCCUGAUGAUAAUAAUC
Molecule: messenger RNA, 406 nt
Organism: Rotaria sp. Silwood2
Lineage: Eukaryota; Metazoa; Rotifera; Eurotatoria; Philodinida; Philodinidae
Source: the annotation of a GenBank genome assembly